AUGGCUACCAGUCAAGGAUCAGCCUUUGAUCGAACCUUAGAAGACUUCAAGAAAAAUCUCAAGAAGAAAGACCAGAACAACUUCAAAAUGACGACUUUUAGUGACCUGAAACAGAGUAUCGCAGAGUUACAAGCUAAACAACACUCGCAACGCCGGCUGCAGAACUUGAACCGGUUGAAGCCGUUCCUGGAGGCGAUUGAGCAAUACGGAAAGGUUGUCGAGGUGUUCUGCAAUAGCAGUGAAUUUGUGGCAUUUGUUUGGGGCCCUAUCAAACUUUUAUUACAGGUGGCGAGCGCCUACGCCGAAGCCUUCACAGAAUUGCUUGAUACAUAUGAGAAUAUCGGAGAAAGCCUGCCUCUGCUUUUGCAGUACCAAGAUCUCUUCCAUAGCAAACCACAUAUGGUCCAAGUCCUUUCUCUGAUGUAUGAAGACAUACUCAAGUUUCAUCGGAUAGCAUUGGCAUAUUUCCAACAGCCGCUAUGGAAGCAGAUGUUCGAUGCAACUUGGAAGACCUACAAGUCUCGUUUCUCCGGCAUUAUUUCCAAUAUGUCCCGGCAUCGGAGUUUGAUCGAAAAUCAAGCGACUCUCUCCCAGAUCGAAGAUUUUAGGGAGUCGAGGCUUAUAGAAAACGACCGCUUUGAGGCCGAGAUCAAGAACGAGGAAUUACGCCGAUCACAUUCCGUGUACAAUUGGCUUAGAGCCACCUCUAUCGACACCGAUCAAUACCAUCUUUCCAAAAUAAGGGCAGACUACCCUGGCACCGGAAGGUGGCUCUUAGUCAAUCCUACCUUCAAAAAGUGGUUUGAUCCUCAGUACGCAACGAUACCCCCGCUUCUGUGGCUCAACGGUAUUCCCGGAGCAGGAAAAAGCGUACUCGCUUCCCUCGUUGUAGAGGAAACGCAAAAGCUCGCGUCUAAGCCAGUAACUCUGUUCUUCUAUUGCAAGCACAACAAACCCAGCCAAGACAAUUUCAUCGCGCUUGCUCGUACUUUGCUAGCACAACUCCUUCAGCAAGACAAAGGCUUACUGCUCUACCUUUAUCAAAAAUGCUGCGACAGCGUUGAGCCAGUCCUAACCUCACCAAGCCUUGUCGAAGAGCUUUUAGUCCAUGCCUUCGCAAACUGCAAGGCUGCCUAUAUCAUCGUCGACGGCUUGGACGAAUGCUCUAGAGCGGAGCGAAAGAUUAUCGCCCAAUGGUUCAGAAAGCUGGUUGAAGAUCUUCCAUCCAGUGAGCCCGAUAGGUUGCGUUGUCUUUUCGUCAGCCAAGAUGAUAGCGCUGCCCGAAAAGACUUCUCGGGCCUUGCCUCUAUCAAAAUUACAACCGACGACAACAAGGGCGACAUUGAAGAAUACUGCCGAGUAGAGGCUAAUAAUCUCAAAGACCUGUUCAAGCUUUCAGACGAAAGGGAAAGGACUAUAGCUAGUAAUGUGGCUAGCUCCGUCAAAGGCAUGUUCUUGCUCGCAAAGUUGAUAUGGAUCAACUUGUCAGGCCAAACCUCGAUGGUCGGUUUGGACCAAGAACUUGAACCAAACGUUUUUCCAAAGGAGAUCAAUGCCGCUUACCGCCGAAUUAUGGUCAGAAUAAACCAACAAGCUUCUCGUUCGCGGAUGGAGGAUGCGUUAAUGCUGUUUGGAUUGCUGGUAUGCGCAAAGAGACCACUCAAAUGGCACGAAAUACAAGGUGUAAAAUCGAUCAAUCUGGACGACCAGUCAGUUGAGCUCGAACGUCGCAAGUUCGUGGUUGCCCCAAAAGACCUUUGUGAGUCUUUGGUGGAGCUACGAUCAGAUGGCACCCUGGAGCUGGUUCAUUUGACCGCAAAAUUCUUCCUAGUUGACGAAGGCCAUGUCGAUCUAGUAGCUGAAGAUAUGAAGUUGGCGACCCUGUGUAUUGACUACUUGAACUUCCCUGCGUUUUUGGACCCGCCCUCCGAAACUCGUGUUCUGGACGGAGAUUACGUCUUCAUGGACUACGCUGUGCUUUACUGGAUUCGGCAUCUUGAGGCUGGUAUUUCGAAUGAAGCUAGUUACGAACGCCAAAUGAAACAGCUCAUGGAAUCUUUAGAGGCUUUUAUCGACCAGCAUUGGACUUCCCCAAGCACCAACUUUGCAAUAUCAAAACGAACGAGCGAGAAACUCCAGGCCUUCAAAUCAUUGCCUUUUUACGACGAACUUGAGAGAGCAGUAGUCUCAUCAAGGAAACAGCUAAGAUUCUUCGGAAACAUGAAAAAGGAAGAAAUUGCUCUGGAUUUGGUUGACACCGUCGGCACAGUUCGCAAAGUACUAGAAGCAACAUUGGCGUCUCCGAUCGAGCCUUCCAUCCGGCAAAGAGUUGAGGAAAAGUACGGCGAUUUUCUCUUCAAAUGCCCGCGAUUUAGCUGUGUGUUCUUCACAACUGGUUUCCAGUCCACCGAAGAACGAGACAGACACGUCACACAACAUGAGCGACCUUUCCGGUGUAUGGAUGAAUCCUGCACAGGUUUCGUUUUUGGAUUCUUAUCGGCGGGAGAACGAGAUCGUCACGUGAAGGAGACCCAUCCAGUCCCAGAUGCUCAAGAUCAGGAGUUUCCCACAGAUCAAGAUGUUCAACAGAGCAUGGCAAACAAAACUUCCGAAGAGGAAGCCGUGGCGGCACCGGUUGAGGCCUCUGAGUCGGAGCCAGAGGCGGAACCGCGACGACCGCCUAAGACGAAAAGAGUCCGACAAACGGAAUUCAAAUGCCACCAUUGUUCCAAAAUCUACUCGAAAAGUAACAACCUGGCGUCGCACCUCCGGACCCAUGCAACUGAGCGGCCUUAUAGAUGUCGUGAGUGUGGGAAAAGCUUCGUUCGGGACAGCGAUCGCAUCCGUCACGAGAAAGGGCACAUGAAGAAUUACUUUUGCAGUGGGCCUUUGAAAAAUGGAGACCGUUGGGGUUGUGGCAAGGCCUUUUCCCGCUCGGACAUCUUGGACAAUCACCACAAAUCCAAGAUGGGGCAGACUUGCCUUCAUCCUUUGCGCCAACAAGAAGAACAAGAGCAACAAGCCGCGCAAUCAGCACUCGCGACUAAGAUUCCGAACAUCCUCAACUAAUUCAACUGAAUCUAAGCCUUAUUAACGUGAUGUGAUAGUUUUAUAUUAUCUCUGAUUCUCUAUUGA
This is a messenger RNA of Mytilinidion resinicola, 3135 nucleotides long. Its product is annotated as putative zinc finger protein. Lineage: Eukaryota; Fungi; Ascomycota; Dothideomycetes; Mytilinidiales; Mytilinidiaceae. Bases 1 to 3069 code for a protein of 1022 amino acids. The transcript is spliced from 8 exons. The record is from RefSeq and is a predicted model, not a curated record.